Molecule: messenger RNA, 2068 nt
Organism: Orbicella faveolata
Lineage: Eukaryota; Metazoa; Cnidaria; Anthozoa; Scleractinia; Merulinidae
Biological process (GO): adenylate cyclase-activating G protein-coupled receptor signaling pathway; activation of adenylate cyclase activity; hormone-mediated signaling pathway
Cellular component (GO): plasma membrane
Molecular function (GO): protein binding; G protein-coupled peptide receptor activity
Source: RefSeq, a predicted model, not a curated record
AUGUCUAACGAACCUCUUAUCCCUAAACGUUUACUCGAAAAAGAGCUAAGAAUUCUGAGCCAUAAUGGCGUAAAAGCAUUACCGGGGAAUGCAACUUUCAAAGGACUUCCAUCAUUACUUGAAAUAAUUCUGAACCAUAAUGGCUUAAAAGCAUUAACGGGGAAUGCAACUUUCAAAGGACUUCCAUCAUUACUUGAAAUGGAUCUGAGCUAUAACCAGCUAGGAAAUUUGACAAGUGGCAUGUUUCGUGGAAUUCCUGCAUUAAAGACAUUAUUCUUACAACACAACAACAUUACAGUCGUACAACACAAAGCAUUCAUCGGACUUCGCGGCCUCGAAGAGCUUGACCUGAGCUAUAACAGAAUUUUACAUGUGUUUCAUUUUUUCUUUGUUUUAAACAGCAAUCUAGAAGGAAACAACGUGACAUUGAUCAACAACACUCAAUUAGACAAAGCAAGUAACGUACAGCUUCAAAAAGCCGCCAGCGAGAUAAAAGGAUGCACGCAUUUUCUGCGAGAGCAAGUUGUGGUGCAGGUUCGAAAGAACAAGACCGCGUGUCUUCAAAGUCGAAACUGUACAGUUUUUCUUGUUACAAGAAAUAUAACUAAGACUUUCAGUAGUCGCUUUAAUAUUUGCUGGGAUGUUACUUAUAAACUUCGUCCUCUGUUGUUUGUCUUGGGAACUAGCGCGAUUUUGUCAAAUUUGGUUGUUUUCACAACUGUAAUGCGAGCGAAAAACCUUCGUAAAUGUUUACCAUUUUUGCUGGUGUCAGAGAUGGCUUUCUGUGACUUUUUAGUGGGAAUUUAUUCCGUUGGUAUGGCAUUCGGACAUGGGCAGAGUGUUCAUGAGUUUAAAACUUGGCAGACGAUUUACUGCCCUAUCUUCAGAAACUUGUUCAUAGUUGCUGAAGUCGUGGGAAGUCUGACGUCACUACUGAUGACGAUAGAGCGAUACAUGGCGGUUGUAUUCUGUAUGAGGCCUAGUGUAAGGCUCGGUCGCAAAGCUAUGGCAACAUCUCUGGUGCUGUUUUGGAUCGCGGGCGCAACAGCCGCAGCUUUGAUACAGAUUCUGGACGCAAAAAAUAACCAGAAACCAGGUCACAUGUGUUUGAUCCACAGGAACCAGUCCUUAAUAUCCACUGUAUUUGUGAGCGAACUACUGUUGCUGUGUUUGAUUCUCAUUUAUUUUGUUGUCGUUGUGUUGUAUCUGCAUAUUUUCAUCGUGGCGCGAAAAUCCGCUCGCAAUCUUGGCGUGCUGCGAGAGUCGAGAUUAGCCAAACGUGUAAGCGUCAUUGUUCUCACAAGCUUUGUGUUUUUCGCUGCGCCUAACUUCUCGCUGGCCUGGUUUACCUUUCGAGGAGGGAAUGUCUUCGAGGAUGCUCGAUUUAAUCGUACCCUCUUAUGGUGGCUCCCACCGGUAUGUUUGGUGGCAAAUGCUUGUCUAAACCCUUGUUUAUUCGCGUUUAGGAACGACAAAUUCGUGACAGCUCUGAGAAAGACGGGAAGCUGUCCUCUCGGAGAGCUGCUUAGAAGCAAAUGUAGAGUGAAGAAUGAUCAAGCAUACGACAUCUCUAGCUCGGUAGAUUCUGCGCUUACAACAUCACAAUGUUGCUUACCUCAGGUAGUCACAUUGACAAUGUUUUCUGCCGUUGAAGAACAAAGAAAGGGGAUAAGGAAUGACGCGUUGGAGCUAGGCAUUUGCCAAGCUUGAUCAAGAGACAUGAUUUACAGAGUACUAAAGUCAUGAAAUUUUUCCAGAGUCCUAGAGCCCGACUCUUCAUAUAUUGGAGCCCAGAAAAAAGAUGCCGAUUUAACAUUUGUGCCUUUUGUGCUGUUUCACUGCGAAAACUGUUCGCGUCAGUUGGUGCAUUGCGCGAGCCACGAUCAAAACCAACCUCGUUCCCAGGCUCUCUCUCAUCGACAAGGGAAGCAGAGAGUACGGGAGCGACGUUGGAUCAAAGCAUGGUUGUUCACUGUUUUAUUCUGAUCAUGAUUAAUAUCCCGGGGGGACUCCUAUAUAAAAGGACGGAGGUGCUCGCGGAAAUUUUGAAAAGAACCCCUAAGAGGCA